Molecule: messenger RNA, 1563 nt
Organism: Mytilus trossulus (common blue mussel)
Lineage: Eukaryota; Metazoa; Mollusca; Bivalvia; Mytilida; Mytilidae
Product: carbonic anhydrase-like
Exons: 8
Coding region: 305-1216 (303 amino acids)
Molecular function (GO): zinc ion binding; carbonate dehydratase activity
Source: RefSeq, a predicted model, not a curated record
AGCACGGAUUGCAGUAUAAUUUUCGUACAUUUACAAGCAACUCGUGGGGAUAUCAAGAUGGCAUACCUCCUUCACAAUGGCCGCUUGAGUACAGAACAUGUGGGGGUCGUCGUCAAUCACCAGUCCAUAUCGAGAUGAAAGAUGUAGUCCUCAAUCAACAGCUAGGGGCGUUUGACCUGAAUGAUAUAAAUGUUAUUAACAAUAUACGGUUGACUCUGAAAAAUAAUGGACAUACAGUUGAAGUUGAUGUGGAAGGUCGAAAUAAUUUGCUAGUUAUACUGGCGGAGGUCUCCCUGGUUAUUUUAUGGUUAAACAAUUCCACUUCCAUUGGGGCUCAGCAGAUAACAGAGGAUCAGAACAUGAUAUCAGCGGGAGGUAUUUUCCCAUGGAGAUGCAUGUUGUGACCUACUCUGCACGAUUUAAAAUGUUCGAGGAAGCUAAAAAUUCAACAGAUGGCUUGGCUGUACUGGCUUUUCUUUUCGAUAUUGGCGAUCAUAAUCCUGUGUUUGAUAAAAUGAUAACCCAUAUGAACGACGUUCGCCACAGAGAUGACCACGUAGAAAUUCAUACAUUUUCGUUGAGCUCGUUGUUUCCUCGUUCUACUGAAGUGUUCUAUAGAUAUUAUGGUGGACUGACUACUCCUCCAUGCUACGAAAGCGUUGUAUGGACAAUUUUUCAAGAGCAUAUACGAAUUUCGCAGGCACAGAUAAACGAAUUUAGGCGUCUUGGUGACCGUUAUUUUCGUCGCUUCCGAACAUUGUCAGACAAUUUUAGACCAACACAGCCUAUAAGUGGACGAUACGUAUAUACCAAUCAUCCCCGGGGUCUUCAAUACCGUAGGGAAGGUUCAUUUCCAAGACAACCUCUUCCAGAAGAAUUAUCACGAAGAGUUUCAAUACAACCAAUGCAGACUAUAGCACAACGAACAUUUUUAAGACAACCGAUGCAAAAUACAAUAGGAAGGAUUGUUCCACAACAACACAUGCAGAGAAUUCAUGUUCGGAAUAUUCAAGGGCAUAACGUUCAAAGAAAUUUUACACAACAUAUGCCAAGACAAUUAGUGCAGAGACAAUUAAGUCGUAAAAUUGAAAGACAACAGAUGUGGAGGAAUUUUUCACAAGAAAUGUCACGGAAACCUUUCCAAACGAAUGUUGAAAGACAAAUUCAAAAACCAUUUGUUAGAAGUAGAUUAAGACGACGUUUUUUUUAUAGUUAAGGAACAGUUUCCUGGAAAUAGAACACGACUAUAUUUAAUUACCUCAAAUGUCCAUGGAAACCAAGGCAGACAACACAGCAAUAUACAUGGUAACAAUCGCCGUAUAUGGAACCGAGGUUGAACUUCAUUCGCUGGGAUAUAAUUUAUGCAAUGACCAGGGCAGUUGCAAUUUGAUUGAAGGAUGAACAAUAAUCAGCUACAGUGUAUGCAAGUUAUGAAUUCAAAUUCCUUAAAACAUUAGACUAUUGUUUGUGUUUACAAGAAAUAACAAAAUGUGUAGUGCUCAUGUAAUAUGAACUAGUGUGUCAGAACAAAUCCAGUUUAUAUGUAUUUAUUAAAUGCAUUGG